Messenger RNA from Oryza brachyantha (malo sina), 2201 nucleotides. RefSeq names its product wall-associated receptor kinase 5-like. Bases 480 to 1529 code for a protein of 349 amino acids. Gene Ontology annotation, molecular function: protein serine/threonine kinase activity; ATP binding. The transcript has 2 exons. Gene Ontology annotation, cellular component: plasma membrane. The record is from RefSeq and is a predicted model, not a curated record. Lineage: Eukaryota; Viridiplantae; Streptophyta; Magnoliopsida; Poales; Poaceae. Gene Ontology annotation, biological process: protein phosphorylation; cell surface receptor signaling pathway.
GCGCCAUCGAUCGAGAUCUUCUUCCUGAUGGCCGGGAGCCCUAUGCGGUGCUAACAUAUAGAGAAGGUUUUCAACACGGGUUACAUAUUAUUGGAACAAAAUGGACUUUGAAUUUUCUGGAUAAUUUGCCUGAUGCUAUUGCUAGAGAUCUCAUGGACAACAAUGAUGGCAUCAAGAAUUUCACUGAAAGUGACAUUGAAAGAAUUACUAGCGGCUAUACGACUCUCAUCGGAAAAGGCGGCUUUGGAGAAGUCUACAAAGGGGUCCUUGACAAUGAUGAUAUAGUUGCAGUGAAGAGAUAUAUCCGGGCAGAUCUGGCACGAGAGUUUAUGGAAGAAGUAAAAAUCCAUAGCCAAAUAGACCACAAGAACAUAGUGAAGCUCAUAGGCUAUUGCAAAAGGGAAAACACUCUAGUGCUGGUAACUGAGUAGAUAUCCAAUGGGAACCUUGAAGACAUACUUCACAACAGAAGAACUGCAAUGUCCCUGGAGACAAGAUUGGGUAUUGCUAUAGGGUGUGCAGAGGCACUGAGCUACAUGCAUUCGAUGCACUUAACGACCGACAGCUUAGUAUGCCAUGGUGAUAUUAAGCCUGCCAACAUACUUUUGGAUGAAAAUCUUACUGCAAGGUUGUCGGAUUUCGGACUGUCAAGGCUGCUUUUAGGUGGCACAACUCGACACACUAUGAAUGUCAAAGGAAGUAUUGACUAUGUGGAUCUUGUAUGUCUUCGAACCGGGUGCCUUACCCCGAGGAGUGAUGUCUACAGUUUUGGAAUAGUUCUCUUGGAACUAAUCACUAGAAAAAGGGUAAAAGAGGCGAAAAUCAGCCUCGUUAAGACUUUCAGUGAAGCCUUUGAAAAUGGGAAAAUGCAGUUGAUGGAGAUAUUUGAUGAUGAACUGGUCAGUGAGGGCAAUCUGGAGGUCCUUGAAACAAUAGGGAAAUUGGCAAUUCUUGUGACUGAACAACUCGUGAAGCUAUGGGCAGGUCUGAGACGAGGCCAGAGCCUGCUUAAAAUAAGUUUGGGCAUUUUCAAGAGGAAUGCUGUCAGUUCUGUAAUACGGAUAAAACUACAGAAUGUUAAAGUUUUCACAGCCGGGGAACUAAUCAGAGUCACACAGAACUACUCUCGUUUAAUUGACGAGAAUUUCAUGUUCUCAUAUGUGGUCUAUAAAGGAUCACUCCAGGACAAUAAAUUGGUAGCUGUGGUGAGGUAUUUUUCAGGAUAUUCAGACAACUUCAUCAACACAGUGAUGAUCAUGUCUCAAAUCGCCCACAAGAACAUCAUAAAACUCCUGGGGUAUUGCUUCGAAGAAGAUUGUCCGGUUCUUGUGUUUGAGCAUGCUUUCGCUUACAGAAGGCGUCUCACGGACUUCCUGCGUCUGCGUGGAAACAAACAUCAUCUCUCGCUGGAAUUACGUCUGAAGAUCGCAGUUCAGACUGCACAAGCAUUGACAUACAUCCAAUCAUCAUCGACUAAAAUAUGUUGGUACAACUCAGCCUACACAAAUCUGAGGACCCAUGCAAAGUGAAAAGCGAUGUGUAUAGCUUCGGUGUUGUUCUCAUGGAGCUUAUUAACAGCAGAGAACCUAGGCAUGGCACGGCCAGCCACAUCGUCAUGGAUCUCAGAAGAGCUUACAUGUUAGAUAUGAUGGGAGCAAAAUGGAGAUGGUCUACAGUGAGAUCUUGCAGACUGAAGAUCCUGUCUUUGUGGUUAAUCAGAUCUGGAAGCUAGCAGCUCUGUGCACCACGGAAGAGGUAGAUGAGAGGCCAACGAUGGAGCAGUUGGCUAAACACCUUGGGGUGCUCAGGAGAUUCUGGAAGAAGCGCAGGGCUGAAGACGUUGGAGCUUCCACAGGUUACUGUACUGAAGUUGAAGCUGCUGCAGCUGUUGGCAUCAGCGGAGAUGAAGCCACUGAACCCUGAACUCGACCUGUCACUCGGUUCAGACAUCAAGAGAUCGAUUGAUUUUGCAUCUGGGAUUCCAUUUGCCUGUUGUGUGUAAUGUUAUCCAUUUUUUUUUUCUUUUGGAAGCUGGUGUGUGCUGUAAUUAAUAUUGCCACCAAAAUUUAUAAGUGAGGUAGGCAUAACUUAACUGGUUAGGUUCAUUGGGUUUCUUGUGGUGCAAUAUAUUCACCCGGAUUCAAAUCCUAGAUUUAACAUGAGAGCUCGUAAAUUUAUCGUUAAUUAUAAGAUAGAUAUGU